Molecule: messenger RNA, 2961 nt
Organism: Gordionus sp. m RMFG-2023
Lineage: Eukaryota; Metazoa; Nematomorpha; Gordioida; Chordodea; Parachordodidae
Product: alpha-(1,3)-fucosyltransferase fut-5-like
Exons: 5
Coding region: 796-2199 (467 amino acids)
Cellular component (GO): membrane
Molecular function (GO): fucosyltransferase activity
Source: RefSeq, a predicted model, not a curated record
UGAAUUUAUUUCACAUUAUCCUAUAAAAAAAGAUAAUAAAAGGGAUUCGAGCUCCUUAGAAAUUUUGUCCAUUAGUUAUAAAAAUUGAUUAUCUAGACAUCUUUUACCUAACAAUAGUAUCAAUAUUCUAUAAAUAUGAAACAUUCUUAAAGAAUAAAAGAAUUUAUAUUAAUAUUCUCUGUGGAUCCAGCUUAUCAUUAUUAUACCAACUAUUCCAUCGGGGGGACACAUCAAUUGGAAUUCUUGUACAUCCACUUAUAGCCAUUAUUCUUGCAUGAAUUUAUGGCUCCUAUGCAAUUUAUUAAUCUAUCUAAAUAUUCUAAUAGGAAAAUGAAUCAAUUCCCUCUGAAUAUAGUAUUUAAUAUAUGGACUAGGCAUCAUAAAUUAAAUUUUUUCUUAAAAAAUAUUAUUAUUUAUAUUACGUUCUGGCAGUCGUCGUUCCUCUUCCAUGCCUUCAUUAUAUAUUUUUUAAAUUACAUUAUUCAUUCGAUGAUAGUAAUAGUUCUUUUAUGACUUAGAAUGAAGAAAAUGAAUUCAAUUAAAUUUAAACUUUCCUUUUUAAAGGCUAUGUUUUUUUCUUUCUCAAUAUGAAUUUCAUUAAAUUAUAUGUGAAUUGGUGAAUCCAAAUCGGAGCUUCAUAUAAGAAUUAGCAUCGGCUCUCACAAGAUUAACUCAUUGAAAUAUUAAGUUAUGAUAUUUUAAUAAUUUUAUAGAAUAAAUAUUACAUUACCUUGACUUAAAAAAAAGGUAAAUAAUUUAUUUUUAAAAUAAUUAAAAUUUUUUUUUACCUAUACCAUGUUAAAUAAAUUGCCGACAAACCAAAAUAUUUUAUUUACUAAAAGACGGUGCUAUUAUAUAACAAUUGGAAUAUUUAUUACAAUAUUGGUUUUCCAAGAUGAACAUAUUUUCAAUUCUUCAAAUUUCAUAAGAGAAGAUUACAAAAAAAUUAGCCGAGAAAAGGCAUUUUACUCGCCCUCCGACAACAUUACCAAAUUAAUAUCAAAUCAAACACGAUUUGAAUCAAAUAUAUCUCUAUUAACCAAUGUAACAUAUGAUAAAACUAAAAAUAUAAUAUUAUGGACUGCGUUUCAUACUGAUAUUACAUGGGACAUCAAAGAUCUAGGAAAAGCCCCUUUUAAAGAUUGUGAAUAUACUUCAUGUGAUAUUUCGAACAAUAAAUCUUAUUUUUCAAAUGUAGAUGCCCUUUUAUUCCAUGUAAGGGAUAUAAAAGGAUUCCCAUUAAACCGUUCAAAUAACCAAAUAUGGAUAUUUUUCAAUAUGGAGUCUCCUGUUCACACUUACGGAAAUCUGACCUCUUACGAUUAUAUCUUCAAUUGGACCAUUACCUAUUUACCACAAUCGGAUAUAUACAACCCAUAUAAUUCCACUGCUAUGAAACGCAAAUCCAAAGUUAGGAAUACCAACAAUAUAAACUAUUCGUACGGCAAGAUAGAGUUGGCUAUCAUUGUCGUGAGCAAUUGCAACACAAAUAACAACCGACUUGAAUUAAUCGUGGAAUUUCAAAUUCAUCUAGAUUCAAUCCAAGAUAACAAGACCACAGGAGCUCGCAGUCUAGAUGUACGGGGGGUAUGUUCUAUGAAUUUCCUCAAUAAUAGCGCCCUGAUAUGUUAUUCCAACAAAGAGCCAACAGAAGUUUGCAUGAAACGUUACCUCUCUCGUUACAAGUUUUAUCUGGCAUUCGAGAACAGUAACUGUGCACAUUAUAUAACGGAAAAAUUUUUUCGUGCACUCUCCGUGGGGACGGUACCCGUAGUGUUUGGCGCUCGAUACUCUGAUUAUGUUAGGGUAGCGCCACCAUUUUCUUUUAUUUUCGUGGCUUCGCCCUUAGCGAUUACUGCCGGAGUCAUGGGUGAUUUUGUAUUUGUCAUAUUAGCGGCAUUCCAGCAAGGGAAUCAAUCUCAAAAUUCUUCCAUUCCAAAUAUUAAUCUGGAGAUACCAAAAAAUCAUCCAUAUUUUCAUUCCAACAAUAUGAAUGAAUUAGUUAAAUACCUUUUAAAAUUAGAUUCCAAUGACACACUUUACAAUGAGUAUCACGCUUGGAGAGAGGAAUACAUUAUAGUAGGUAAAAAGAACAAAUAUUUAUGCUCAAUUUGUGAACAUCUGCAUCUCAAGGACAUCCCUAACAAAUCCUACAAAAUAUCCGAUUGGUGGAAUAAAGAAAGGGAUUGUAAAGAUUAAAUGGAAGCCAUCCAAAAUAUCAAAUUUUAUUAAGUCUCAUAAAAUAUUUUUAAUUGUUAAUAGAUGAAAUACACUUAUUUAUAUAAAAUUUAUAAUUAUUUAUUGACUAAAAAUAAUAAAACGUUUUUCAAAUAAUAGCAAAUAGAAUUAACAUUACCUAUGCUAGAUGCUAUCGUUAUAGAUGGUGAUUGGCUUAGUUAUUGCUGACGAUGUUUAUAAAAAAUGACCAUAGCCAUUAUAUUUAAAAUGUCUAUGGUAAUCGAUUUUUUUUGUGACUACAGCUGCUUAAUAAUAGAUAUUUUUGUUGGCUAAACUUAGGCGCUUCCUCAACUAUAGUUAUUGUAUUCAAAACAUAUUUUUAUUAUUAAGUAUUUUAUUCUUUUCAAUCUUUGUUUUUAGAAGAUAUUAAUAAAUUUUAUAUCGCGAUAUUAUCCAUUAUUUAAAAAAUUCAAAAUAAUGUAUUAUUAUUUUUAUUUUUUAUCACUUUGUUCUAAUGUUGUUACACGGUUGGUUGUGCCAAUUUUUUAUACCCGAUAACUCAAUCUUCAAGCCAGAUAAAUAUCACUUAAAAUUCAAGAUUUCUCUAAUAGAUGUCCAAACCUUUGUGCCAUCUAUGAGAAAAUUCUUCAGGCAUGCGUAAUAUUUUUCUGGAUCUCAAUCUAGCCAUUUAACAAUACUAAUUUGCCCUCCAUUCACAGCUAUUUUUUUAAAAAAAAAAUUACUAUUAAUUUUUAUUAAUAAAAUAAUAACGAUGAUUGUCAU